This is a messenger RNA of Pogoniulus pusillus (Red-fronted tinkerbird), 10920 nucleotides long. RefSeq names its product plexin B1 (gene PLXNB1). The transcript has 39 exons. Bases 276 to 6884 code for a protein of 2202 amino acids. The record is from RefSeq and is a predicted model, not a curated record. Gene Ontology annotation, cellular component: plasma membrane; semaphorin receptor complex. Gene Ontology annotation, biological process: semaphorin-plexin signaling pathway involved in axon guidance; regulation of cell migration. Gene Ontology annotation, molecular function: protein binding; semaphorin receptor activity. Lineage: Eukaryota; Metazoa; Chordata; Aves; Piciformes; Lybiidae.
GCUGCACGGCGGCGGCGCGGCGGGGAGCUGAGUGGGAGUCGGCGGCGGCCGCCGCGGCGGCGACGACGACAGUCCCAGCGUGGCUUCCUCCUCAAGUUCCUACUGAAAGAGCAGAUCACUGAGAGCAGGUCAACAAAAGCAGUCACGCAGUUGCCUCGAGCGGUCAUGCAUAAAUAUGAGUAGACCUCCUUCUGUUCAAGCCGCUUGAGGCACACUCCUCAAUAAGAGAAAUGAAGGUGUCUCACCGUUCCCAAGAGCCCAGAUGAGUGUUUACCAUGCCUCUGGGAACGUUCUUCUUUCCUGUUCUCUGUUUCUUGGGAGCAGCAAUUCCACGGGGACUGCAAUAUGUCACAUUCUCACGCAAUGCUACGAAAUUCCUCCACCUGUCUAUGGACUUGGAAUCUGGAACCAUUUACUUGGGGGCCACCAACUUUCUCUUUCAGCUGACAUCAGACCUUCUAAUGAAGAAUGUGGUCCAGACUGGGCCAGUUCUGGACAGUAAAGAUUGCCUGCCCCCAGUCUCAAAGCUGGAGUGCCCUCAGGCACACCACACAGACAAUCACAACAAGCUGCUGCUAGUGAACACUGUGCAGAAGGAGCUUAUCGUGUGUGGCAGUGUGCACCAGGGCAUCUGUGAGAAAAGGAGCCUCACAUCCAUCGACCACGUUCUCUUCCGACCAGAGAGCCCUGGUGACACUCAGUACGUGGCUGCCAACGAUCCCAAUAUCACCACGGUGGGACUCAUAGCCUACUCAAAGGAUGGGGUCCCUUUGCUGUUUGUGGGGCGAGGAUACACCAGCCGAGGGGUUGGAGGAGGCAUUCCUCCCAUCACUACCCGAAAUCUGAGGGCCCACGGAGGGGACCUUCAAGCUACAGACUCUCACUCCAUUUUUUCCUACGAGGAAACAGCGAAGCUGGCCGUGGGCCGUCUCUCGGAGUACAACCACCAUUUCAUCAAGUCCUUCACCUACCGCUCCAGCGUCUAUUUCCUCUUCUACCGACGCGACCUCAAGUCUCAGUCGCGCGAGUACAAGACCUACAUCUCGCGCAUCUGCCUGGACGACUCUCAUUAUUACUCCUACGUGGAGUUACCUCUGCUCUGCCAGAGCAAAGCCAAUACCUACAGCCUCCUGCAAGCAGCCUACAUCACCCGCCCGGGAAAAGGCAUGGCCCAGGGGCAGCUGGACGACGAGGGGGAAGUGCUGUUUGCAGCCUUCUCCGCCUGGCAGGCUUCUUCUGGCAAACGGAGCGAGGAGUCCGCGCUCUGUGUCUACGCAAUGGAGGAGGUGGAUCGCCUGACCAACUGGACUAGGGAUGUUUGCUACAUGAGAGAUGGGAAGUCAGAAGAAGGGACAGAAGUGGCGUAUAUUGAAUACGACGUCAGUUCCAACUGUGUCCAGCUGCCAGCGGACACCCUAUAUGCAUACCCCUGUGGUUCUGACCACACUCCCAGCCCCAUGGCCAGCCGGGUGCCCUUGGAAGCAGCCCCACUCCUGGAGAAAAAAGAGGCUCGUCUGACAGCCGUGGCAGUGAACGUGGAAGAUGGCCACACCAUUGCUUUUCUGGGAGACAGCAGAGGGAGGCUGCACAAGGUGUACUUAGGAGCAAUGGGAGAUGCACAUAUAUAUGCUUCUUUACCUAUCCAGUUAAACAGUGCAGUGAGUGGAGACUUGCUGUUCGACCAGUCACAGGAGCACCUCUUUGUCAUGACCCAGUCAAUGGUGGUAAAGGUUCCCAUAAUGGAAUGUUCCCUGUACGUGGACUGUGAAUCCUGUCUGGCAGUGAAAGAUCCUUACUGUGGUUGGUGUGUCCUUCAGGGACGGUGCAGCCGCCGCUCUGAGUGCUUGCGGUCCAGACUGAGUGAGCAGUGGCUCUGGAGCUUUAACUCUACACAGCAGUGUCUGUCUGUCCAGUCACUAACUCCGGCCAACAUCAGCAGAGAAGAAAAGAGAAAUAUAUUCCUGGCUAUCUCAGACUUACCUUCUCUGCGUGAGGAAGAAUUUUACUCAUGUUACUUUGAAGAUUAUGAGAGCCCAGCAGUUCUGACAGAGUCAGGGAUCAUGUGUCCUUCUCCAGAUCCAAGCCAAGCACCAGCUUUGCCAACAGGAGCAGAUCAUGUCACCAUAAAGCUCGUAGUGCGUUUCCAUGACAUCUUCAUUGCUUCUGUGGACUUCUCUUUCUAUGACUGUGCUGCAGUGGCCCUGCUAUGGAAAUCGGCACCGUGUCAGAAGUGUGUGAGCAGUCUCUGGGGAUGUAACUGGUGCAUCCAGCAGCACCUCUGCACUCACAAGGCAGCCUGUGAGGAAGGAACCAUUAUCUACAACGAAAGGGCCCAGAUCCCAACCUCAAGUGUAUUUCCUUCUUCAGCAGCUCCCCUCACCAAGUCCUCUACCACAGCCCCAACCAUGGCCACAAAACCCAUCACUUCUGCUGUGCAUGUGGGACCAAGCACUGUGCCUCCCACAGAGCCCAACCACAUCACACCCUCCACAGCUUCGGAUGCGAUGACUGAGCCUGCAGAAACCCUCAGUUAUACCUACUUGACUCUCUCCACUGAAGCUGCCUCUCUCCAGGCUGUCACAGAAUCCCCAUUGCCACCACCAGCAGACAAGCCUGCUGUCACUGUGCCAGAGACAACUUCUACUACAUCUGUUCUCACCAGCCCAACCAAAACCGUGGGGCACGCAGUCUUGCCCACUGAAGGAGCAGCCACCACGCAGGAGCCGCAGCACACCGAUCCACCCACCACACUAGCUGGGAGCCCUCUGCUUACCUCUGCAGCUGCAGUAACACCUUCCCCUCAUGUCACUAGUUUCAAGUGGCCUCCAAGUUCUUUUCCGACCACAGAGGCACCGACAUCAGCCAUCUCAUCUCCCCAAACCCCCAGCCAGGUGCCAGAGGGCCCUGCCAUCUCUGAUGCUUCUCCCAGAUUGCUGGGAACUGAACUACCUGUUUCAGAGCUCCCAUCAUCAGCUCCUCCAGGCUGGCUGCUGGAGGAAGGCACAGAGCUCCAGGACACAGAGGACUGGAUGGAUGUGCUGCAGGCUGAGAAUGACACCUCUCCCUUCUCUGCUUCUACCCUUCUCUCGGGUGAUGGCGAUUCUUCUGAGAGGGAUGUCCCUGACUUGCCCAGGAUCCUCCACCCUGACCUUGACUAUCAGUAUGAUGCACCUGAAUUUUGGGAGGAGAAUGAAAUGCUUAGCUGGGGUCCGGAUGCAUGUCCCUGUGUGCAGGGAAUCCAGGGAUCUUCGCUGUUUCCAGUCAACGUGGCAAGGAAGAUAACCCUGCUGGGAAAGAACUUCCACCUCUAUCAGGACCAUCAGUGGGACUAUGAGUGUGUCCUGAAUUUGGAGGGGAGGACGGUGGUGAUGGAUGCUUAUGUAGAAGGAGAAGAAACAAACCAGUCCCUCUGUUACAUCACCUGCCAGAUGAGCCAGUACAGCUACACAGCACCUCAACUCGAAUUUAACGCUGUGGUGUUCGUGCAGCGGCGACGACACCUUCGAGUGGACAGUGCUGCAGAUCUUCACGUGACUUUUUACAACUGCUCAGUGGGACACACUGAUUGUAGCCGCUGCCAAACAGCUGACUCCAAGUACAACUGUGUUUGGUGUGGAGGAGACAACCCCAGCUGUAUCUUCAGGGGAUCCUGCAAGGAAGAGAUAGAAGACCUGUGUCCAGCACCUCUCAUUCACUCUGUGUACCCCCUGUCUGGACCAGUGGAAGGUGGCACUAGAAUCACCAUCACUGGCUCAAACCUCGGGCAGAAACAUCAAGACAUUGCAGAAACUGUCACUGUUGCAGGAAUCCCCUGUGCCGUAGAUGCUCAAGAGUAUGAGAUCUCUAGCAGUAUCGUGUGCGUCACCGGCGGGAGCUGGACAGAGAGAUUUGGGCACAUUGUGGUGGAAGUCCCUGGAGGAGGACGUGGAGUCUCUGGACAUAUUUUCACCUAUCAGAACCCAGAGUUGAAAUCCAUUGUUCCAACUCAGGGCCCCAAAGCAGGAGGAACCUGCCUCACCCUUCUGGGCUCAAAGCUGCUGACUGGGCAUCCUAGCGAGAUCAGCGUCCUGCUUGGAGACCUCCCUUGCCACAUCCUCUCUGAGAUGACUGAGGAUCAGCUGGCAUGCCAGACAAGUCCCAGCAAUGUGUCUGCAGAACUCCCAGUCACUAUCAAAUAUGGGGACCAAGAGCGGAGACUGGAAGGAUCCCUCUUCAGAUAUACUCUGGAUCCCAACAUCACUUUUGCAGAGCCACCUAAAAGCUUCCUCAGUGGAGGAAGAGUGCUCAGAGUUCAUGGCUACAAUCUGGAUGUGGUACAGAAGCCGAAGAUCCGAGUCACAGUUUCUCCGUCUGAACGCCGGCGCCGAGGGCUGGGACGGUGGCGCAGAAUCAUCCCAGACUCUGAGUGCCCUGAGGAUGCCCUGUGCAGCAUCCAGCAGUUUGAAGAACCCUGUCUUGUUAACUCUUCCUACCUGAUCCUGUGCAAAACUCCAGCCAUUAACCUGCUGCUGCGGAGUGUCCGUAUCAAACUGGAAUUUAUCCUGGAUAAUCUGAGCUUUGAUUUCAACUCAUUGCAUCCCAUGCCCUUCUCUUAUGAAGUCAACCCUAUCCUAAAACCACUGAAUGCUGAAGACCCUGCCAAACCCUAUCGACACAAGCCAGGAAGUGUCAUCUCUGUGGAGGGGGAAAAUUUAGACCUGGCUAUUUCCAAGGAUGAAGUUAUGGCUAUGAUUGGGGAAGGAAUCUGUGUGGUGAAGACACUAACAAGGAAUCAUCUCUACUGUGAGCCUCCCUCCGAGCAGCCUGCUCCGCGGCACCGCACCAAGCGGGAGGGUACAGACUUGCUCCCAGAGUUCACGGUACAGAUGGGAAACCUGAACUUCCUCUUGGGCCGAGUACAGUAUGACACAGAGAGCCAGCUCACCUUCCCCCUGGAAGCACAGAUUGGUUUGGGUGUUGGUGCAUCCUUUGUGGCACUGAUUGUUCUGGUCAUCGUCUUCAUAUACAGGAGGAAGAGCAAACAGGCUCUGAGAGAUUACAAGAAAGUUCAAAUCCAGCUGGAAAAUCUGGAAACAAGUGUUCGGGACAGAUGCAAGAAGGAAUUCACAGACCUGAUGACUGAGAUGAUGGACCUCACCAGUGACCUUGUGGGUACAGGAAUCCCCUUCUUGGACUACAAGUCCUAUGCAGAGCGCAUUUUCUUCCCGGGCCACCGCGAGUCACCUCUGCAAAGGGACCUGGACAUCCCUGAGUGUCGGCGGCAAACCGUGGAGCAGGGCUUGGUCCAGCUCUCCAACCUGCUCAACAGCAAACUCUUCCUCACCAAGUUCAUCCACACUCUGGAAAUCCAGCGCACUUUCUCUCCCAGAGACCGGGCCUAUGUGGCAUCACUGCUGACUGUGUCGCUGCAUGGCAAGCUGGAGUACUUCACUGACAUCCUCAAAACACUCCUGAACGACCUUGUGGAGCAGUAUGUGGCCAAGAACCCCAAACUAAUGCUGCGAAGGACAGAAACUGUGGUAGAGAAGCUGCUAACCAACUGGAUGUCCAUCUGCUUGUAUGCAUUCGUGAGGGACUCUGUCGGGGAGCCUCUCUACAUGCUGUUCCGAGGAAUCAAGCACCAGGUGGACAAAGGGCCAGUCGACUGGGUGACAGGGAAAGCCAAAUAUACCCUGAAUGACAACCGCCUCUUGAGAGAGGACCUGGAGUAUCGGACUCUGACUUUGACUGCUCUGACACAAGCAGGGGUUGCUGCAGGAGGGGCAGAGGACUCCCAGGGGAUUUCUGCAAAGGUUCUAGACUGUGACACCAUAACACAGGUGAAGGAGAAAAUCCUAGAUCAGAUCUAUAAAGGGACACCAUACUGCCACCGACCAGACCCAGACACCCUGGACCUUGAGUGGAGAUCAGGGCUGGCAGGUCACCUGAUACUGUCUGAUGAGGAUGUGACAUCUGUGGUUCAAGGAACCUGGAAACGCCUCAACACUCUUCAGCAUUACAAGGUACCUGAUGGAGCAACAGUAGCACUGGUCCCACGUCUGACCAAGCACAUCCAUAGGGAGAAUCAGGAUUACAUACCAGGAGAGAAAACACCAAUGCUGGAGGAUGCAGAUGAAGGUGGGAUCAAGCUUUGGCACCUUGUAAAACCUACAGAAGAGCCAGAGCUCCCCAAGCAUCGGCGGGGGAGCUUACGAGACCGGGAGCGAGCCAAGGCAAUCCCGGAGAUCUAUCUCACACGUCUGCUCUCCAUGAAGGGCACUCUGCAGAAAUUUGUGGAUGACUUGUUCCAGGUGAUCCUCAGUACCAACCGCCCUGUCCCUCUGGCAGUCAAAUACUUCUUUGACCUCCUGGAUGAGCAGGCGAUGCACUAUGGGAUUGCAGACCCUGAGACCAUCCAUAUCUGGAAGACAAACAGCCUGCCCCUGCGGUUCUGGAUUAACAUCAUCAAGAAUCCCCAGUUUGUUUUUGACGUGCAGACAUCAGAUAAUGUAGAUGCUGUGCUCCUCGUCAUUGCACAGACCUUCAUGGACUCCUGUACCAUAGCUGACCACAAGUUAGGGAGGGACUCUCCGAUCAAUAAGCUGCUCUAUGCCCGGGACAUUCCUCGCUACAAGCAGAUGGUGGAAAGGUAUUACGCGGACAUUCGUCAGACCAUCUCUGCCAGUGACCAGGAGAUGAACUCUGCCCUGGCUGAGCUAUCCCGGAAUUACUCAGGUGACCUCAAUUCCCUGGUGGCUUUACAUGAACUGUACAAAUACAUCAAUAAGUACUAUGACCAGAUCAUCACCGCCUUGGAAGAAGACCCAACGGCCCAGAAGAUGCAGCUCGGCUAUAGGCUACAACAGAUCGCAGCAGCUGUGGAGAAUAAAGUCACAGACUUGUGACAGGUGCAGACAGACUGCUCUGCCCUGGCUGAACAGGGACAGUGCUCAUCCUAGCUAUACACAGGGUGUCCUGCUGCCAUGGGAGCCAGCCUGGCCAAGGGCCCCGCGGGUGAUGUGAACAGGGAUGGCCAAAGCAGCACCAAGUACAAGCGUCCUUGCAUCUCAGAGAAUAUUUUUUUACAGGUUGCUUUUUUUUUUUUUCCCUCUUUUUAAAAGCAAAACAAGACAGAAAACCACAAACAUUGGUUUUACUCCAGCAGACUGUCCGGGAGGGGACCACACAGCUUCUGCCUACAGAUGUUACGUGAAUGUGCCAAGUUUCCAGGUGACGCUGUCCGAGAGCCAGGUGACAACACUGAGCACUGUAUCUGCGAGUCCCUGGCCUUGCAUGGGUGCCCUUGCCAGUGCUGGGAGACUUCUCCCGUUGCAGCCACUCACUUCAGAGGGGAUGCAGGAAGCUUUCUCUACACUGGCAGCUGUGCUAACCUGUGUCCCCAGCUAUCAAGCACUCCUGCAAUAUCCCACCUGAGAAACCUCCUUGCAGCAAUCUUCCCACUGGUUCCAGACGUUGGAUGUUUAAAGGAGAGCAUCUGAUGGUAAAGGUCCUACUUGCUCCCCAGUAUUCUGGUCCCUGACAGCAUGUGCUCACCAGCAUGAGUGCUUGCCCAGGGCCUCACUGGUAAUGGACAGCACCCCCCCACCCUUUCACUCAGGACAAAUUCAGCGUGCAGGAGUUGCUGCCUGGCUCGAGACCCAUCUUCCUGGUCCCUCGUGGGCUGAAGUCGCCCUGUUCUUUGGAAAAGCACAACAAAUGCCUUGUGCCACUUCCUCUAGUGUCUCGCUGUUCUGCUGCUCUGAACUGGACUUGUAAAUACCCUCAGAAAGUUAAUGUAUUUAAAUGCUAAAGGAGAAUGUUUAAUUUCUUGGCUUUGAGGCAAAGCUUUUCUUGGAGAAGUAUCUCUGUGCACUUCUACUGACAAACGUCUGUCAGCACUGGAGCAAAGUUUUCUCCACUGCUUUGUCUGCAGGGAUGAGUCGUGGAUGUCCCUGUCAUCAUAGCAGCAGCUUGCUUCUCCCCGCAGCUCAGGGCAAGGCUUAGCUCUGGGCUCUCCUCUUAGGCUUGCCUUAUACCUUACUCACAGUUUCGCUUCCCAGACUCUCCUGUCGUGGCACAUAGAAGGGUUAUUUGGUGAGCUGUGAAAUCGAGGAGGCCUCGAAGCACAACUGUGGUGUUCCUAAGGAGCGUCAGGUGUCCUGCAAAUGGGAGUGAUUCAUGUGAUGAAGGAGAAGCUGGAGCAGGCACAAGCACAGUUAGGUGCCAGCUGUCACUGGGCAGCUUCUUGCUGCUUCCUCCCUCCCCUUCUGGCCUUUGUGAACAGUGCUCUGCCCUGCUGCGACUGAGUUCCUAUUUGUAAAGGUCUCUUGCUUGCUCUCAUCCCCUGCUGCUAAUUCUACACUGCUGUCCUGCGUGCCUGGGACAGGUAGAUAGAUCUGACUCCUCUGUCACUUCCAUGAGGUGGUGACUGUCCCUGAGGAGGGACUAGAGCUGAAACAGGGCAGGAUCAUGUCCCCUACCUCUCUACUCUGCAUGUAGCAGCAGUUCCAGGCUUAUUGGGGCAGCCCUGUGGCUUUGUGCCAGUGCUGCACAGUUGCAAAACUGUUCUCUGAGCAAUAUCACAGCAAAUUAGUGCUGGCAUCUCUUCUCACAGCCAGCUCUCCCCUGUGACUCUCUCUCAGCAGUAUUACCAGGUACUCUGUGUGUCCCUGUGCCACUUCCUGCUCCCAUCCUGCUGUAUGGAGCAGCAGGCAAGCCGACUGGCUGCUGCUAGUCAGAAACAGAGUGGGAGAGUUUGUAUCUCUUUCCCUGGAUGGGCACCAGUUUGGGUCUUGCUUCUGCCUGACCACUCAUUUCCACAAAACUUAUGAGAACUUAGCUUCUCCAAAACCUCUGUCUCAACCAGAUCUGACUAAAUCAGCCUAAAAAAAGCUGGAUGGAAGAAAGCACUGGCAGACAGCAAAAAGCAGAUCCAAUGCAUAUUAGUAAAGCCCAUUCCCUUAGAAACUGCAGGAGGCAAUUCCUUGGUGUGAGGCAGGUGCAGGUAUAGUGGCAGAGUAGCAUUGUUGAUGGAUGGACGUUCUGCUCUAGGCAGCAAGGUGUAGUUUAUGUCCUCUCCAGCUCGCUGAGCAUCUACCAGGAGUCAGAGACACUCUGCUGGCUUGAUGGUUCUGCAGACUUCUUCAUGUCUGCCCCUCUCUUUGUGGAAUUCUCUCUGUGCUUUCCCAGAGCAGGGUGGAUUGGGGCUUAAUUCUGAACCCACCUCACAUCAGCUAAGGUAAGAGGACUUGGUGGCUCUCCUGGAAUAGUGACAGGAGCCCAGGUGUUCUUGCCCACGCAGCUGACUUCAGCUGCAGGGUAAGUGGCCUUCACAUCCUCCUUGCUUCUCAGUAGUGCUCCUGGGUGUUGGAAAUUAUCUGCUUUGUCUGAGCAUAUCUGUGAAAGUCUGCUUUUGUUAGAGCAAUAAUCAAGACUAAAUGUAAGCUAAGUGUAAGUCGUUGACUUAUUGAACGCCUUGAGCUUGUCCUUGCGCAGCCAGACAGGAGGCACUGUCCAGCACAGGCACAAUGACGGUGGAAAGCUGGCAGUGCCCAUCUCCUUCCAUCUAUCUCUCUCAGUGUUCUAGAUACCAGCACCUUCCUCCCCUGCAGACACACACCGAAGGCCCCUCACUGGCAUCAGCUCUGGGUGUUCAAAUGUGGCCUCUCUUCUCUCCGUCCAUGCCCCCCUCCUGUGGCAGAAUCAAUGACAGGGUCCACUUGCAUUUAAAUUUGCACAAAACACAUUUUGCUAGGAAAUUCCCUCUUGCAGGGGAGACUUAUUUAUUUCUUUCUCAUGAUCCUCCUAAGUUUCUUCCAAUCUCUGCCUGAUUCCAUAACCAGCUUGUCAGACACUCUGGAGAUGGAUGGUCCUUCUCAGGGAUGAAGGAUCCCCUCUGAAUGUUCCUGUCUAGCAAGUUCUGUGGGCACCAGCUGAGAGUGUCCUGCCACAGCGACCUUUCCCCUUCUGCAAGAGACAAGGACAGUGAGGGGACAGUGCUGCUUUGGUCCUAGUCUCAGAAAGGUGACAUUCUUCAGUGGCAGGCACUGAGAUUUACUCAGUGCUGGGGGCAGAGACAGCAACUUGCUUCCACCGUGGUCUGGUGAAGCGCUGAGGACUAAUCAGUAUUAGGAUAAAUACCCAUCAGAGUGUUUGAAUGUUGGCACAACUAAGAGUAGCUGGCACCCACGCCACGCCGAUGGGGGACCGCUUGCUUUUCUCUGUCUGGUGGCAAAUUUAGGCUGUACCUGGAAGGUUCUGGGGUCUGGUGUUGUUUAUUUUGGAGGUGGGGGAUGGGAGGUUGGGGAGUUUCUUUGUCUGUCUGUUUUGUUGGUCGUUUUUUUUGGAUGGGAGUUUUUGUUUGUGCUUUUUUUUUUCCCCCAGCAGUGAUGUUUGCUUGGGGUUUUUUAUUAGCACAAACAGAGGGGGUUCAGAUGCUGCUGCCUCGGUGGAAUGCCAUUUCUUUUUCAGGGUGUGCCCCAGCUGCAGCAAGAUGCUGCUUUUUUGGUGCCUUUUCCAUCACAAUGAUUCAUUUGGUUUCCAGAACACCCAGUGCAUUUGCUCUUCUAGUCCUUUUCUUCGGCUCCUCAGUCCUGGUGACUCUGCCCUCUCCCAGCCUUGUGACCUGGUGUUCUCUCUGUCUGUUACAGUAUGGCCUGACCUGCAUUUUUUGCCCUGUCACACCUCUGAAUUCUGCUCAGAGCACCUGAGGUACUGUGUUUCUCAAUUUGGAAUUAAUAAUUAAUAUAAAAAGCUUGGGGGGGAGGGGGGGGGAAUCUGAAUUUUGUUACAUAGUGUAAUAACUGUUUGUAGAUACUGUUCUGAGAUGUAGGAAUCUAUUGGUGAUAUAAGAGGUUUUGUCUGUAAAUAAUCAGUUUAGAGCCCAAAUGAUUUUAAUAAAGAGAAUUCUUACACAAUAAUUCAAUAAAUUUUAAUAUACAA